Messenger RNA from Linum tenue, 1733 nucleotides. NCBI's taxonomy places the organism in Eukaryota, Viridiplantae, Streptophyta, Magnoliopsida, Malpighiales, Linaceae. The record is from the annotation of a GenBank genome assembly.
CGUCCACUCAACUCUCCUCCUUCCUCUACCUCUCACCUUCCCCCUUCUCCUCCUUCCUCACAGAUCGCUAAUUACAUAAAUUAACACCGCGCCGGCUCCAUUUUCCCCCCUCCGCCGGCUCUGCCUCUCCUCCGCUUCCCGCGUUCCGGCUGGGAUCCUUCUCACCUCCCGGAACUCGAUCCCCAAUCCCCUCAUCCCCUCUCCCCUGUUUCCGAUCUCGUCGAAUAAGGAAAAAGCAGAGGGGAUUCUAUAAAGAUGAAGGCUUUAAUCCUUGUUGGGGGGUUCGGAACAAGAUUGAGGCCAUUGACCCUCAGUGUUCCAAAGCCUCUUGUUGACUUUGCAAACAAACCCAUGAUUCUGCACCAGAUCGAGGCUCUCAAGGCAAUUGGAGUAACUGAGGUGGUUUUGGCCAUCAAUUACCAGCCAGAGGUGAUGCUGAACUUCUUGAAGGAUUUUGAGGCAAAGCUUGGUAUCAAGAUUACCUGCUCGCAGGAGACGGAGCCACUUGGCACUGCUGGCCCUCUGGCUCUUGCUAGGGACAAGCUGAUGGAUAAAUCCGGCGAACCAUUUUUUGUCCUCAACAGUGAUGUUAUCAGCGAGUAUCCUCUCAAGGAAAUGAUAGCAUUCCACAAAUCCCAUGGAGGAGAGGCUUCUAUUAUGGUCACCAAGGUCGAUGAGCCAUCAAAAUAUGGGGUGGUGGUUAUGAAUGAAGCCACAGGGCAUGUCGACAAAUUUGUGGAAAAGCCAAAGAUAUUCGUUGGCAACAAAAUCAAUGCCGGAAUCUACCUCUUGAACCCAUCUGUUCUGGACCGAAUCCAGCUGAGGCCCACCUCGAUCGAGAAGGAAGUCUUCCCGAAGAUAGCUGCAGACAAGAAGCUCUUUGCCAUGGUUCUGCCAGGGUUCUGGAUGGACAUCGGGCAGCCGAGAGACUACAUCACAGGGUUGAGACUCUACCUAGAAUCUCUGAGGAAGAAAUCUUCAGUCAAGUUGGCCACUGGUUCACACAUAGUCGGUAAUGUACUGGUGGACGAGACAGCAAAGAUUGGUGAAGGGUGUUUGAUUGGUCCAGAUGUCGCGAUAGGACCAGGGUGUGUGGUUGAAGCUGGGGUUAGAUUGUCUCGUUGCACGGUGAUGCGUGGGGUUCGCAUAAAGAAGCAUGCGUGCAUUUCAAGCAGUAUCAUUGGCUGGCACUCGACAGUCGGGCAGUGGGCUCGUGUCGAGAACAUGACCAUCUUAGGGGAGGAUGUGCAUGUGUGCGACGAGAUUUACAGCAAUGGAGGUGUUGUUCUACCGCACAAGGAGAUCAAGUCGAGUAUUUUGAAACCGGAGAUUGUGAUGUGACAAACAAAAAAUAUGAGGCAGGUAGUAGUGAAGAGUGAAAUUCAUGGUUUUUGGGGGGAGGUGUAGAAUUAAUGUAUGUUCUCUAGAGUUGGUCUGAGAUGGAAGGGGAGAUUUUCCAGUCCAGCUGGAAAGAAAUGUACCUUGUUUCUCCAUCUUUUUUCUUUUUGUUCAAUUGGGUUUCAAUAUCUAUUGCCCUUUGUCCCAUACAGAAGUGUAAAAGUCAGUUUGUGGGAGUUGGAAGUUUGUUGUGAGUUGUCAUCUUGGCUUUUUGCCAAAUAGAAAUGUGAUGCAAAUCAUGUGUGAGCAAAUUUGUAUUUGUGGGAUGGAAUGUGUAGAGAAAUAAAUUCCAGAUCUUCAGUUUGGUGCCAAAGAUUUAUGUCUCUUUCCUUGCU